AUGGAUAAAUUUUUAAUUAAACGACCGAUGAAUAGUGAUGAUGAAAGUGCUAUAGAAACUAAAGUUCGUAAGGUAUCGGAAAUGUCGUCAGAUGUACAAACCAGUCGAAAAGUUAAUAAAAAGGACCGUAAAUACCAAGACAGUUACAUCAAGUUUGGAUUCACUUUCGAUGUUGAAAAAGGUGAGCCAAAAUGUGUUAUUUGUUUAGAAAGAUUAGCUUCAGAAAGUAUGAAGCCAUCAAAGCUAAAACGACAUUUAGUUACUAAACAUCCUCAAUUCCAACAUAAAGAGGAAGACUUUUUUAAAAGGUAUGAAAAUUCGAUAGAAGUUCAAAAAAAUACUAUGCGUAAUUUUUCUUCAGUUUCUAUAAAAGCUCUAGCUGCAUCAUUAGAGGCUUCAUAUUUAAUUGCUAAAACCAAAAAACCACACUCUAUUGAAAUUAAUGAAAUUCCCUGGUCAAUGUGUGUGUCAAUAUGCACUGACGGUGCAGCUGCCCUUACUGGUUCAAAAAAAGGUUUUAAAGCUAAAGUCCUAGAAGUGUCUUCAAAUAUAAUGUUUAACCAUUGUAUGAUUCAUAGAGAAGCUUUAGCUUCCAAAAAACUUCAACCAGAUGUUAAUAAAGUACUCCUUAAUGCUAUAAGUGUAAUAAAUUUUAUAAAAUCAAAGUCAUUAAAUUCCAGACUUUUUACUAUACUUUGCAAUGAAAUGGGUUCUGACCAUGAAAAAUUGCUUCUUCAUACUGAAGUAAGGUGGUUGUCUCGUGGUAAAAUAUUAUCACGCCUUUUUGAACUCAGAGAUGAAGCACGAAUUUUUCUUCUGGAACAAUUCCUCAGUGAUAAUGAUGUGGAUAUUAAUAUGAUAAAAGAAAUUAUAACUACUCAUCUAAUAAGUUUACAAACAAACUUUAAUGCACGGUUUGAAGAUUUCCCAGAAGAAAGUCUAGGAAAUUUAAAAAUAAGCGAAGAACUUAUUGACUUGUCAUCAGAUGAAAAUCUACGUAUCAGAUUUCAACAAAAUGCAUGUGAUACAUUUUGGAUUUCCAUCAAAUCUGAAUAUCCAGAAUUAUCAAAACAAGCUAUAUCAAUUUUACUUACUACUACUAGGAAUGAUAAAAAACUGAAUAACCUAUGA
Aphis gossypii (cotton aphid) is the source of this 1131-nucleotide messenger RNA. Its product is annotated as protein FAM200B-like. The transcript has 4 exons. The record is from RefSeq and is a predicted model, not a curated record. Lineage: Eukaryota; Metazoa; Arthropoda; Insecta; Hemiptera; Aphididae. Bases 1 to 1131 code for a protein of 376 amino acids.